UUUGGUCAUUUUGUGGUCAAUUUGUGCCUUUUUUGGCAUUUUGUUAGUACUUUUAUUUAAGUAAGAGAUCUAAAUAGGCCUACUUUCUGCACCACGUGAUACCAGCCAAUGACAGGUAUGUGUUAACGGCGUGUCAAUAAAGUUUUUCUCCUGCUGGAGAGUAAAAAACACGCACAGUUCCUGUCUGUAGCUGUUGAACGGCUCUGCCCGAGGCGAACUUCAACGUUUCAUGGUCACAUGAUUUGCAGAAACAGGGAGUGACGCGAGGAGAGAUAUCUGUUUAGAGGCGAGAAUACUCGGAAAUAUAACCCGCAACUCUUCACGGAAGACAGAAACGCUCCAGUUUUCUUCAGCUUUGUUUUAGUUUUUUUGACUCUGACCAUGGCAAAAGAUCCAGUCCAAAGGAAAAGAGCCAGAAUGGAGAACGGCCCAGUGAAGUGCUGGUCAGCAGUUUACCAACUCUUCCCUCAGUGCAAUGGCAAAAAAGGUGCAGACUUGCUGAAAUAUGUGUCAAGCUUUGUCUCAGAGAAAAGACACGAGUCUUUCCUCUUAAAGAGCCCAGCUGGUGCCAGCUUAAAGAUAGGAGACUUGGAUGACACCAUUUACAGAGGCGACAAGGGCAAGUUCGAUGCGUGGGGCCGAUUCUACCUCCCCAAGAUGGUAAGCAUGCAGGUCAUAGGUGUAGUGGAGGGGGCCUCAUACCUGUGUGAGCAGCUCGUCCUGAUGACCUGUGAGGACAAAUCGGUGUAUGGCUACGAUGGAGAGAAACUGCAUUUGGUGGCUUCUAGUCUGAAGCAGCUAAUUGAUGAGGGAAUCCAGUAUCCAGCUGACCAGAGCUAUUACCUAGGACAGACCUACAGAGAUAUGAACGCAGAGGAAUGGACAAAAAUGAAGAAGUGGCGGGCCCAAGAGCAUCAGGAGAUGGUGACGGUAAAAAAGGACAGAUUCUUGAAGAAUUUUCAAUCCCGCAUAGGAUCUUCACAGCAGCAAACACACACAGGAGCAACAUGAAAAGGACGUUAUAGAUCAUUGAACUGUACGUCAGAGGAACUAGGCAAAGAGAUGAAUCAACAGAUUGGCCUACUGGAAUGAAUUCAAGUUCGACAACUGUAGGCUGUGAUCAGAGAAAAGACUUUGAUGUUGAUUUGUUGGAAUUAGAGGUAGCCGAUAUUUGCGUUUUUACUUGUAUCGGCAUCAGUUGAUACGUGCGUGAGUUCGCCGAUCAAUUAGCCGAUACCAGUGUCGGAAAUGGCUCCGAUACUGCUGAAAAUGCUGGCAUCGGAAUCCGCGAGUACUGGAGUCCAGGCACCGAUCCGAUACCACGUCAUUUAUUAAAUGAGCUCUUACAACAGUGUCGCUGUGCUACAACCUGCAGCUGUUUUAGAGGGACGAGGAGGAAUUGAUUACGUAACACAGACGCAACAGACACACACGUGUGUCAAAGCAGGUUGACGCGAGGUUUGGGGCUAAGCUAAGUAGCACUAGCAUGUCGGCGGUGUGGCAAUAUUUCACACUGGAAUCUCCCACCAGCAUGAGGCAGAUGGCACUAUGAAUCUCCCCUCAGAUUCAUAGUGAUCCUGAUCCGUCCCCCCCAUUUUCAACGACAAACAUUGUCAGUAAAACAGGGGAGUAAUGUUCCGUUAGUUAGACUGUUUACAUUGUAGCGCACAUAGAAAGUCAAGCUUAAUGGUGCGUUCAAGGUCUACACGACUGUCAGAAUUUUCGACGUUGUUCCGAGCUCCAAGUUUCGACUUUCAAAUUCUGACUUUGAGUGUUAGAACCGCCUUCAAAAUAAAAACAAACACAUGUAGCUUUCAAAAUAAGAGCACAUGGAUGUGUUAGCAGAGUCCACCACAGAAUUUACAAGACUGUCAAAUUAAGAAGCCUUAAAUAAAACAUAGAAGAACCCCUAUUCUCCUUUACAAUAAUUCUCUAAAAUAUGCAAUGAUUAAGAUGGAAUAGUGGCAUAAGAAUGUGCGAGAGACACCAAAUUUAGACUUUUAGGGCAAAAAUGUUCUCCAGGGGAGUUUGCCCCCGGACCCCCAGAUGUAUUUAUCAAAUCAAAUCAAAUCAAACUUUAUUUAUAUAGCGCUUUUCAUACAUAAAAAAUGCAACACAAGGUGCUUUACAAAAAAAAAACCUAAAAGACUAAAAGACAACAGGACAGGAUAAAAACUAAGAGACUAAAAGACAACAGGACAGGAUAAAAACUAAGAGACUAAAAGACAACAGGACAGGAUAAAAACUAAAAGACAACAGGAUAGGAUAAAAACUAAAAGACUAAAAGACAACAGGACAGGAUAAAAACUAAAAGACUAAAAGACAACAGGACAGGAUAAAAACUAAAAGACAACAGGACAGGAUAAAAACUAAAAGACUAAAAGACAACAGGAUAGAAAAUAAAAGAUUAAAAAAAAAAAUACAACGGGAAAUAAAUAAAUAAAUAGUAAAAUAAUCAGUUAAAAGCUAGACCAAACAGGUGGGUCUUGAGCCUCCUUUUGCCUGAUGUCCUCUGGCAGGCUGUUCCAUAGGCGCGGGCCUAUUAUUCAUUGUUCCCCAAGUUGCUGUUGCACUACUGUUUGGUAUACUGUUUUAUUUAAAAAUAAUUGGAAAAAUAAAUGGCUUGAAUCUGCUCUAUUUAUUCAUGUUUUGCAAAGGGUUUAACCAGAGCCAGGCCUUACCACAAUGAUAAUCAUAUCACAGUCGUGCAGGUGUAGGCUGAUAUGUUUUUUUUUAUAACAUACUGGUAUCGGAUCGGUACUCGGUAUCGGCAGAUACCCACAGCACAAGUAUCAGUAUUGGUAUCGGGAGGAAAAAAUGGUAUCAGAACAUCUCUACAUUACACUGAGGCAACAGCAGGCCAUUCUCUGGUGAGCUGCUGCUGAUACAGGAAAAAAGAAACACCAAAUUCCUGUUAAUAUGUUUGUUUUGUUAAUAACUGUUUCUUUGUUUGAAUUGAGACUUGUGUAAUAUUUGUUGAAUCGGCAGCACAUAUCAGGGAACGGUUAAGGCUGAUGUCAAAAUAAUCGGCAUCUAAUGAUCAUUUGUGAAUACUAUGUUUAGUUUGGGUUUCUAUCCAUUCAUUUUAAAGCCUAGUAGGAAAAUUAAGGAUAGUGCAACAUUAAUUGAUAAUAGUUUUGCAUAAACAUUUUGUAUAUAGUGUACCUUAUAUUGUAAGUAAAAUAUUUUUCAAUAAAGAAAUUAAGAAAAAUUUCUCACAUGACAUGAACUGAA
Messenger RNA from Centropristis striata (black sea bass), 3234 nucleotides. RefSeq lists its product as uncharacterized. The transcript has 6 exons. The record is from RefSeq and is a predicted model, not a curated record. The coding region runs from base 382 to 1011 and encodes 209 amino acids. NCBI's taxonomy places the organism in Eukaryota, Metazoa, Chordata, Actinopteri, Perciformes, Serranidae.